Leguminivora glycinivorella is the source of this 1774-nucleotide messenger RNA. Its product is annotated as muscleblind-like protein 3. The record is from RefSeq and is a predicted model, not a curated record. The coding region runs from base 1214 to 1636 and encodes 140 amino acids. Gene Ontology annotation, molecular function: metal ion binding. Lineage: Eukaryota; Metazoa; Arthropoda; Insecta; Lepidoptera; Tortricidae. The transcript is spliced from 3 exons.
AGCGUAAUUACCCAUAUCCAUACUAAAAAUUAAGCUUGCUUCGUUUACUAUGCUUUAGUAGAGACAUUUUAGUUUGGUUCUUCAUGCUUAAAGUAAGCUUAUGUAGAAUAAGCGCUUGUUAAUAGUGCCACCAACAGCCCGAGCACACGAUCACUCCUAGCGGCUAUUCACACCAGCGGGUAAAGGUACGCUUUGGUGAAGUGAGCUUUUUAAUCGACAACCCAUUCACGCACAAAAGGAAGAUAGGCAAGGAUCAAUUCGACAUCAUGAAAUUGUAUCUUCCUUUUAUGCCUAUGCAGGUUUUCAGGUGUCGUGUUUUCCGAUGAAUUCUAUAUCUAACAUAGUACUUGAACAAUGAUGACACAGAUGAUUCGGACAUGCUGUGGCUGACCGCACGGUCGCGAACUGAUGGCAUCGCUUAUCAGGCGUCUCAUGUGUAUCAAUGUCAUCAUCCACAUCAGCCAUUUAGUCUUUGUGCUGUACCUGUAUUUGAUUAUAUUGUAAUGAACAGUUGACGCUACAACUUACUUGUUGAUGAUUUUUAGUUUUGUAUAGUGAGACAUACUUGCUUUCAAAUGUGGAAGAAGUCACUCUACAGUAUUGCCUUGCUUACACCCGGUAAGAUACAAUCAGCUUACUUUAAUAUCCUCAGUAUAAGUGAUUUCCUGUUUGUCGCCUAAACUGAACCGCUUCUCGAGCACGACUUGACUAAUGAGCCUACAAACGCUUCUUAUUAAUUUACCAAUAAUGACAUUAAUGAUAAUGACACACUCACUGGCGGCUUCAGUUUAGGUGGUUAUCUUAAUAAAAAUAAUGAAGCCAAAUUAUAUCAACUGUUAAAAAGUUGACCAACUGACAUUAUUUGGAAGAAAACCCCUGAAACACUGCUGAUAUUGCACUUUAAAACAUACCUACACCUCUAUUCGUCAACUUUUUAGCACAUUGAAAUUCACCGCUUGCCAGUGUCAACUAUCAACCGCUAAUAAGGGGGAUAUUUAUAAUAAUAUAGAUUUAUUAUUUGAACUUAAUGCUUUUACAUUUAAUUUUAUUUUUAACUGUGCGUAGUUGGUAGUUGAAAUGAAAGUGGUGAAAGGAGACAUUCGAAGUGACUGGAAACUAUGUACACUUGCUUUCAUGCUUUUAGAUCCAAUCACGAGAACGUGUCAUUAGCCUCUCGACAAACACGUCACGUCACUUCGAGUUUCCUCCGUCAAUGCUUAAGUGCUUCGCAAUUGCGGCUUCAAUCCUCGCUUACGUUGAGGCCUAUCUGAUGCUUACUCAAAGUGUUCACGUAGAUGUAAUAAUAAAUACUUGGUUUUCUUUUGUUUGUCGUACAGUAACCGCACUCUCUAAUGGUCAUUAUGUUGCAGUUUGUACUACCACUAACAUGUCACGUCCAGAACUGUCAUGUAAGCUAAAGUUACUGGACACCCUCCCGGUGUGCCAAGAUUUUAAUCGGCAAGGAUGUACAAGACCUACCUGCAGAUUUGUUCAUAUUCGUGAAGGGUGCGGGCUGCAGGUGGUAGGGUGCCGCGUGGUGGUGUGCCGCGACGCCGCCGCGGGCGCGUGCCGCCGCGCCGCCUGCCGCUACUACCACAUCCCCGUGCAGCUGCCGCCGGCCCUGCGGCCCCCCUAACCUCCUCACCCUGCACACCUCCACCCCACCCCCUCCCCACCCCCUCACCUUCACCCUCGAGUCCAGUCCCAGCCCGCAGCGCCGCGGUAUCCAUAUCGAUCUCGCCUCUGGCACACUCGGGUUCGGCAGGUCCAGCCG